Humulus lupulus (European hop) is the source of this 240-nucleotide messenger RNA. RefSeq names its product polcalcin Syr v 3-like. Lineage: Eukaryota; Viridiplantae; Streptophyta; Magnoliopsida; Rosales; Cannabaceae. Gene Ontology annotation, molecular function: calcium ion binding. The transcript has a single exon. The record is from RefSeq and is a predicted model, not a curated record. Bases 1 to 240 code for a protein of 79 amino acids.
AUGGAAAAUAAUAAUAUAAAGAGUAUUUUCACCAAGUUGGACAUCAAUAAGGACGGACAAAUCUCGGCGGUUGAGCUGGGUGAGUCGCUCAAAAAACUUGGCUCCGUCACGGCCGAAGAGGUCCAACGGAUGAUGGAAGAGAUCGACACUGAUGGGAACGGCUUCAUCUCUUUUAAGGAGUUCUCCGAUUUUGCCGAUGCAAACACUGGAUUGAUCAAGGAUGUCGCCAAGAUAUUCUAA